AUGCGGUGGAGGCUGUGCCAGAACCGCGCGCACGUACUGGAGGGCACUGAGCUGGACUCGGAGCCCAAAGGGGCCACGGCCACGGACCCGGGGCCCUUCCCGGGCGAGUUGUGUCCUCGGGGCUGCAGACCGCCUGUCUGCUCUCCUCGGAGGCCCAGUGUGGGUCGGGAGUCAACGGGAAGCCACGCCUUUCCCCCAAUGUCCCCCCCACCCCCGGGUGCACAGGCGACCCCAGGGUCCCAACGGCGCCCAGCAAAGUCGGGCGACCAUGGAUCUGCGCUGGAACAGGCAGCCACCGCCGUCCGUGCGCUUCGUCUUCCCAAAGGGACAAAUCAGAGACUCACUCACCUGAGGAACAGCGAACUGUGA
This is a messenger RNA of Rangifer tarandus platyrhynchus (Svalbard reindeer), 369 nucleotides long. The record is from the annotation of a GenBank genome assembly. NCBI's taxonomy places the organism in Eukaryota, Metazoa, Chordata, Mammalia, Artiodactyla, Cervidae.